UUCCUUGACCUCUGCGAUCUUAGGUCUUCCGAUACGAUUAUAAAUUCAAAGCACAUCUCGAUUGUCCCACCGUCCGUUCUUGAUUAUACAUCCGCCAUGGUUUACACACCUGCCACUCCGUCGGGGUCUGGACCUACCAAGAGGUCUGCCUCGAGCCUUCACGAUGGUGCCCUUGGUUGGGAAACUGCUCCGAUCAUGAACGCUCCUCUACAAGCAACCGUCAACAUGCCAUUCAACCACUACUCUCUUAUUUAUCUAGAUCACAUGGGCCGGCUGCAGGUGCAAGAGUCGCCUUCGAUCAGUGAACAGAACAUGACAAUCUUCACACAUGACGUACGGGAGAAGUUCUUGGAAAUCCUAGGUUCGCAAAUCGGCUACAGACAGCCUUUGAUUCGCAGAACCUCUAAUGUCAGCCCCGCUGCUUUGAGCCAUGACCGCAUGAGUGAGAAAUAUCGGCGCUCAGGCAAGCGGCGCAAGACCCAGUCUGUCGCUUCCUCGACUCUGCGAUACUCCAAUCCCUACACCAACACCGUGCAAGAAAUGCCCCCGGUUGCCACGGUGAACAGAGUCGCCAUCCAGAUUGGCGACUCGGCCAAGCUACUCCAGUACUAUCGCAUUGCACUGGACCAUGUCCAACAGCAGAAUUGUCGCCACGUCGCCAAAGCGUUCAUCAAAUAUAUCGAGCCGCGCAAGCAAGUGCGACACCCGUACAACGGAGGCCGUCCCAGGCCUGGAGCGCCACCGGGAACCAGAGGAGACCCAGAGCUGACAAAGCCUGCCUGGUGGCCAGCUAAUGUGACUCACAAGGAGCCUGACCAUCUCAAGAAAAAAGAGCGACUUGAACUUCUACUCCACAUUAUCCGAAAUCUCGGCCAGCACGGCAUCACCCCAGAGGACCUGCAAGACGUGGCUCAUGAUUGCAGAAGACAGAUUCCCCAGGAGAGAAUGCUCAUUCUCGACGAGAUAUUCAGAGUGCGCAAGAUGGAGGUUCGAUAUGAGAUGGGCGAAGUCGACGCGACCACAAUUGUCUAUGUCCAAGAAAGACAUGACAAGGGGGAGAAAGAUGAGGACAACGAGGAAGAAGGCGAGCCCGUUCCCGAGCCUGUGCAGAAGAUCGAGCCAGAAGAGGCAGAGUGCAAUGAGGCGAUUCAUUCGACCGCAACCUCGAUGGAAGCCUUGUCUGCACCAUUCACAGCGAUAGAUCCAGCCAGCGUGUCCUCCCACCGUGCCAUUUCAUUGGGAGCCGACCGGGAUCAACUCUUCCCUCUCCCAGAGUCGCUCAGCUACGGUGAGCCAAGCCAACUACAGAAAGGAUCCUUUUACUCAACCUCUGUCGACUACAAUGACGAGUACACGUCUCCCACGGUCAUCAACACCCCCGCGGGCAGUGAGAUGCCUAGCCCGAUCGAGCAGACCUCCUCGUUCGAAUGUUUGACUCCCGCUCCUAUCACUGCGCCCGCUGGCUCGGAACACCAUCGUCCUACGACAAUGUCCAUGCAGCAAGCUGUCGGAGCAUAUGAUAGCUGGGCAACACCAACUUACCGACCACAGCCUAUGUACAGCUCCUUUGACUACAGCACUGUGGCAACCACCCAAGCAAUGGCUCAGCCGACCAUACACUACCAGAUGCCGAUGAAUGAGAUGCACGGCCUUCCUGAGCUCGCAAACCCUGCCAAAAUGUCCUUUCGGACGGGUUCUCUAAGCCAUCCCAGCCUUCACCAGUCUGCCGAGCAGCUGUGAUUAUAGACCGCACACGAAAUGACCCCGUAACGAAUAUAUAUGAUCGACUCCUUAUUUUGAUUUUUCGCCUCUGUUUUCAUCUUCGGGGGUUUUUGGUUCCGGCUUAGG
Aspergillus saccharolyticus JOP 1030-1 is the source of this 1848-nucleotide messenger RNA. RefSeq lists its product as uncharacterized. The record is from RefSeq and is a predicted model, not a curated record. The transcript has 5 exons. NCBI's taxonomy places the organism in Eukaryota, Fungi, Ascomycota, Eurotiomycetes, Eurotiales, Aspergillaceae. Bases 97 to 1740 code for a protein of 547 amino acids.